Molecule: messenger RNA, 261 nt
Organism: Peromyscus eremicus (cactus mouse)
Lineage: Eukaryota; Metazoa; Chordata; Mammalia; Rodentia; Cricetidae
Gene: Prlh
Product: prolactin releasing hormone
Exons: 2
Coding region: 1-261 (86 amino acids)
Biological process (GO): G protein-coupled receptor signaling pathway; response to peptide hormone; feeding behavior
Molecular function (GO): prolactin-releasing peptide receptor binding; neuropeptide hormone activity
Source: RefSeq, a predicted model, not a curated record
AUGGUAACUCUGAGGGCGUGGCUUCUGUGCCUGCUGCUGUUAGCCUUGGUCCUCCCAGGAGCUUCCAGCCGAGCCCACCAGCACUCCAUGGAGACACGAACCCCUGACAUCAAUCCAGCCUGGUACACAGGCCGUGGGAUCAGGCCUGUGGGCCGCUUCGGCAGGAGGAGGGUAGCCCUGAGGGACGUGACCGUACCCGGCCUGCGGUGCCGGCUAAGCUGCCUCCCGCUGGAUGGAGGUGCCAAGUUCUCUCAGCACUGA